UUGGAUAUUGCUUAUACAGUCAUUUGCCAGAUUUAUGGAGGAGACCUCAGAUGAUGGAAGUCACGUAGAAGAACUGUUUUCCUAUUUUAAAGCUAGAUCAGAGAAGAAAUAUUUAUCAGGGCAUGGGAGUGAAAGUCAGAUCAGAUGCCUACUCCAGGACAUGCUAACUGAAAAAUCUGAAUUGGAGGCAAUUCUCGAGGAAGCUGAGUUGGUGACCUAUUCUAUGGAAUUACUUUUACCAGUAUUUAAGGAUACCAUUGAAGAAAUUACUUUUGAAAAUGCUACUCUCUCUGCGUCCAACUUGAAGAUUUCCCAACAGAAGGAAAUAUUAACAAAAGAAUUAGAUACUUUCACGCGAGUAAAACAAGCUUUAGAACAUCAUCUUAGGACAGAAUACCAACAAAGAGGGAAUGGCUUAUCUGGCAUGUUAGAAGAGCUAACUGCUAAUGAAAAUGAAAAUACUAAUCUUCAGAAGAAGAUACUUGAAAAGGAGAGCUAUAUACAAGAACUUUAUUCUUUGUUUCAGGAUGAAAAGGCAAAUGCUUUGAAAAUAAACCGUUUCUCACAUUCUGUAAAAGUAGUACAUGAACGACUACAGCACCAAAUUCAUAAAAGAGAAGCAGAUAAUGAUAAAUUGAAAGAACACAUAAAGACUUUAGAAACCAAGAUAGCUGACUGGAACUUGCAGCUGAAAAGGAACAAGCAUGAGACUGUAGCAAUGAAAUUAUCUAGUAAAAAAAAAGCUAUAGUUCUAAAAAAAGCAUCUAAAGCAUACAAACAGAAACUUGAAUAUCUUACCAGAAACAUGGAAAAGCUAAAUUCCCAAAUUAGAAACCAAGAAGCCAAGUUGUCUGAAACAAUUUCAGCUUCCAAUACCUGGAAAAGUCGUUAUGAGAAAAUUGUAAUAGAAAAAACUGAAUUGGAAGUUCAUAUUGAAACAAUGAAAAAGCAAAUCACUAAUCUUUUGGAAGACAUGAAGAAAAUCGAAGACCACGGGAAAAAUUCAUGUGAAGAAAUUUGUAGAAAACUUAACUCAAUUGAACAUGAAAAUGAAACUCUAAAUCUUGAGAACACAAAGUUACAGACUAUACUUGCUACUUUGAAGGAUAAAGUUACUUCUGUUGAAAAUGAACUCUUAGAACUGCAAGAAGUAGAAAAACAACAGAAGAUUCUUGUUGAAGAGUAUAAAACUCAGAUACAAAAGUUGCAAGAAGCAGCAGGAAUGGUCAAAAGUAGAUGUGAAAAAUUGUUACAUGAAAAAAAACAAAUAACUAAAAGGAAAACUAAAAAGUUGGAGAAAAUGAGAGGCCAGAUGGAGACUCAUGUGAAGGAGUUAGAGCGUGUUUACACGUCCCUGACUGCAACUGAACAGAAGCAUCAGAAGUGUCAGGAGAGUCUGCAGCAGUUCCAGGGGAGAUGUGCAGCCCAAGCAUACACCGUUAGGGAGCUGCAGGGCCAGGUAAAUGAAAAUCAAAAACUUUUGACAAAGCUUUCUCUGGAAGAAGAAAAUUAUCUUAUUCAGUUGAAGUGUGAAAACCUUAAAAAAAAAUUAGAGCAAAUGGAUGAAGAAAAUAAGAAGCUUGAAGAAAAGCUAGCAAACCAAGAAGAGUGUCUUAAGCAUAGCAAUCUCAAGUUUAAAGAGAAAUCUGCAGAGUACACAGCAUUGGCCAGACAGCUGGAAGCUGCUUUAGAAGAAGGAAGACAAAAGGUAUCUGAAGAAAGAGAGAGAAUGUCUUCCAGAGAGAAGGCUUUGCAAGUUAAAAUAUUAGAUCUGGAGACUGAGCUUAGAAAGAAAAAUGAAGAGCAAAAUCAACUUGUCUACAGCAUGAAUAGUAAAGUACAACAUCAGGAAGUAUGUUUGAAAGAAAUACAACAUAGUCUUGAAAAGUCGGAGAAUCAAAAUGAAAGCAUUAAGAAUUAUUUACAGUUUCUUAAAACUUCCUAUGUAACAAUGUUUGGAUAAAUUGUUAAACUUAUUUUAUAAAAAAAUAAGAUUUUACAAUUUGUCUAAAAAAUGUGUAGGUAAAACAAAUAAAAGUAUUACCUAUUAUACUUUAUCAUUUGGAGAUGGUAGUACUAAUAUUUGUAUGUAAGAAUAUUUGAAACAUAAACU
Messenger RNA from Suncus etruscus (white-toothed pygmy shrew), 2113 nucleotides. RefSeq names its product outer dense fiber of sperm tails 2 like (gene ODF2L). Gene Ontology annotation, biological process: negative regulation of cilium assembly. Gene Ontology annotation, cellular component: centrosome; ciliary basal body. The transcript has 16 exons. The record is from RefSeq and is a predicted model, not a curated record. NCBI's taxonomy places the organism in Eukaryota, Metazoa, Chordata, Mammalia, Eulipotyphla, Soricidae. The coding region runs from base 35 to 1963 and encodes 642 amino acids.